UUGAGAACAGAAAUUAAAUGGGGUUGUCAACUGGACACAAAUCAAAAGGGGAUGGUGACCUCACAGCCCCCUGCGGUAGAUUGCCAUUCAUCUUGCUGCUCAGGGCUGAGGUCUGAGUUUGUGAGUGACCUCACAAUGACCAGAGUGGGGCUUAGCCCGCUGCCACAGCCUCAGUCCACCAUGCUGAGUACCCUGUGGCUGCUGCUCAGCUUUGCUGUCCCAGUGCGGGGGAUCUACAAAUUUAUCAGCUGUCCCCAUGGCAAGCAAUGCCAGAAGGCCCUGCUGUCCAGCAACGACGUACUCCUGCAAUGCAGCUCUGCUGGGGCACACUGGUACUACUUCUUCCUGCAGACCAGGAGUGGCUGGACCACCACCAACACCAGUGUUUCCAAUAUGGUCACGACGCCCAUAGGUCACCUUCUCAUUAGAGACCCUCUGCCCUCCCAGACCGGCCUCUACAGCUGCUGGAACAAGAAUGGCACCCAAGAGACACAGUACGAGAUUGAUUUUCAGGAUGUCAGCUCCCUGCAUAUCACACACAAAAGCCUGGACCAAGAUCCCCUGCACAACGAGUCCCUGGAACUGGGUCGUCAGGAGACGGUCUUCACGCACUGGGAGCCCUGGCAGGACUGUAACCGCUGCAACGUGCCCGGGGAGCGCAAGCGCUUGGGCUACUGCUACAUCCAGGAGCCCCAGGAGGAGCCCGUCCCCUGUGGGAUCUUUCUGGGACAGGCCAAGUUGAAGUCCAACCGCUUGCGGCCCGAGAUGCAGGUGGAAGCCUGUUUGGUGCCCUGCGACCCUCAACACUCCUACCACCACGAGUACACCAUCUUUGACAGUUUCAGUUUCAGCAAGGAGUCGGAAGCUCUGUGGCUCACCUGCUCCUUAGGAUCCAUCUACAGGCCCAUCAUGUGGGAAGUCAACGGCAUCCCCUUAACUUGGCGGGGCCAGCUGAUCGGCCAGGGCAUGAACACCGUCCUGGACACCUCCACCGGCGGCAGGCAGCUGCAGAUCUUCCAGCCGGCCACGUACAAGUGCUACGUCCACCAGGAGUUCAUGGCCCAGUUCAGCCCCGUGGUGGGUCCCGAGGCCUUGGAGGAGCAGAACAAGAAGGAGGAGCAGCAGUGGCAGGUGGGCAAGGUCCUGGUCCCGCCCAAGGAGGCCGACUCGGUUCUCAAGGGGCUGAAGCUGAUGCUGCUCAUGGUCUUCGUCCUGGCCCUGGCCGGGCUUCUCUUCAGGGUCUUCCGUCCUGCCUGGGACAAGAGGAAGAACUCCGUCCUGCUGGUGAAAUAAAGCGAGCCUGCUUGCCCAAGGGGACCCGGCUUCCUGUUCCUUUAUGGCCUCCGCUGUCCCACAGAGAGCUCCUGCCCACCCCGUGCCCACCCACGCCCCCCUCUGAGAUGCCCUGUGGGCCACAACGGGCCCUGGGCAACAGCAGGCCCUGCCCUGCUGCAGCGUGAGGGAUGGCACCCCGCUGGUCUCGGGGGAGUAUCAGGUGUGGUCAGUCGCGACCUCCUCUCAAUCCACUCUCCAAGGACAACACGGCGCGUGCAAAUGGGCCGUCUCCAGGUCCUCCCGGCCUGCCCGGCCCCUCCUGCUUGUUCAUUGCCCCAGGCUUCAAGCCACCGUGCCCCAAGUCUGGGCCCAGGGUGGCUUGAACACCCUUCAUGUUGCCGGGCUUUUGCAGUGGAGGAAGCCCCCUCAGAACCACCAAAGGGACAAGGUGCCAGGCCUGGCUCUGCAUGGGAGUCACCAGGCCUGGCUGAUCCCAGAAAUGCUCACACUGUCGAGCAGGGUGCCGGGCGAGAGAGGAAACAGGAAUGCCUUUUAAAGUUCAUGGCUCUAAACCUCACUGUGGAGCAGAGACAGGACACACCUGAGACUCUCCCAGGGCAGCCCUGGGGUCCUGGAGGACAGGGCAGAGCACCCCCCAGGCACCAGAACGCUUGGCCUGGUACCCAGAGACUCUCAGGUUCCUGCAGGACGAGGGGAAGGCCCCCGAGAAUUCACGGGGACUCCCUGGGAGGCAGGGGCCAAGGAUACGAUGAUGAUGAUGAUAAACCCUUUUGGCCCUCAGGAGGCGUGGUUAAAACUUGCACCCUUCCUCAACAUCAUGUCCCCACAGCCACCCACGAGGCUUCUGCCACUAGAGCCCUGUUCUGCAGCUGAGAACAUCCAGGUGCGGGAGGCACAGCCACCUGCUGAGGUCACACAGUGAGUUUGGGAAGGGGACAGUGAAAGGAAAUAUCGGCUCCUUGCUGGCUCCUAGGAAACCCCCAGCCUGGUGUCCUGUACCUACAGUAGCCCCCCCUGGGCAGCAGCCGGCAGGGGAAGAGCAGGCGCCAACCAGCAGCCUGUGCCCACACUGGUCUACACAGCAUUGAACGUCUCGUGACCCACAGCCGAGGGGCCAUCAGCGCUGUACUGUGGCAGGCAGUCCCUGAGGUGACCGUGGCUUUCCACCUCCUGGUAUCCACAUCUUUGUGAAAUCCUCUGCCCCUUGUGUGGACCAGAUCUGUGACCCUGCUUCUGACCACAGCAUGUGCUGACGGUGUUAGACGGCCAUUCCUGAGGAGGUUGGGUCCUAUAAGACCUGCCUCAGUAGCCAGGAGCACAGACUGUUGUUGCUUUGAUGACACAAACAGCUGCUGUGGUUUGGAUAAGUGUCCCCCAAAGGCCCAUGUGUUAAAGACUUUGUCCCCAGCCCGUGGCUCUAUUGGGGGUGGUAGAACCUUUGGAAGGUAGAGCCUAAUGGGAGAAAGUUAGGUCUUUGGGGCAUGGCCUUGAAUGGGAUAUUGGGACCCUCCCUGUCUCUCUCUUCUGCUCUCCUGACACCAUGAAAUGGGCAGCUUUCUUCACCACGUGUUCCCACCGUGAGGUGCUGCCUCCCCACAGGCCCCAAAGCAACUGGAUUAACCGAUCAUGGGAUGAAGCCUCUGAAACUGAGAGUAAACCUUUUCUCCCUAAAAGAUGAUUAUCUCAGGUAUUUUGUAAUAGUAAUGAAAAACUAACAUAGCAGUUAUGUUGAGGAAGUCCAUGUAGCAUGAAGCUGCAGCCUGGGAACUCUGUAGAGAUAGUAAAUAUCAGGUUGGGGGUGGGGGAUAUGUUUGCUGCUCCGAUGAAGCUGACUAGGAUAUGGAGGCAGCCAUGAUGGAGAAGGAUAUCCAGGAAAUAUCCAGGGGCCAGAUCCUGUAGGGCCUUGUGGACCAGAGUCAGGAUUUUUGGGGUACCAGGGAUUGAACCCAGGAGUAGUUAAUUACUCAGUCGUAUCACAUCCCCAGCCCUUUAUAAUUUUCAUUUUGUAACAGGAUCUAGCUAAGUUGCUUAGGGCCUUGCUAAAUUUAUGUGGCUGUCCUCAAACUUGCAAUCCUCCUGCCUCAGCCUACUGAGCCAUGGGGAUUGUAGGUGUGUGCCAUCAUGCCCAGCUUUUGAGAGCAGGUCUUUAUUAGAAAUGAGAUGGGAGCCCCGGGAGAGUUUUGAGCAGUGGAGGGACAUGAUUGAAUGUCCAUUUAAAGUGGUGAUUCUGACAGGGUGGGAAGAGAAGUAGCAGCCACUUUGCAGGUGACCAUAGGACAAUGAGAAACGGUCACCACCAAGUGGUCAGGCCUGCCCUGGCCACCCUCUGCCUCACCUCAGAGCACAGCAUAAGACACAGUAUGCCCACACUCCAUUCUUUGUUUUCUGAGCUGGGUCUUACAUUGUUGCUAGUCUGGUCUCAAAAUGCUGGGCUCAAACAGUUCUCCCACCUCAAACCCUGAGUAGCUGGGACUCGAGAUGCACGCCACUGAGCCCAGCUACUUCAUUUUAACCAUCCAUUCUGCCCUUUCCCUUCUGUAUCGUCAUUUUUUUAAAAAAAUUUCUCAGGCUUACUUUUUUGAAAAAAAAAUUGCUAAUAAAUGUCAUUCCAGGAAAGUAGUCCUCCUUCUGCUGUGUUACUUUCUAUGUUAUCAGUCACUCAUGUUCUUGGUUACCUGUGGUCAAUUGUGACCUGUGAAUAUUAAAUAGAAAAUUCCAGAAGUGAUUAAUAAAUGUAUUAUCAAUAAAUA
Marmota monax (woodchuck) is the source of this 4046-nucleotide messenger RNA. Its product is annotated as protein FAM187B-like. The record is from RefSeq and is a predicted model, not a curated record. The transcript is spliced from 2 exons. Bases 52 to 1293 code for a protein of 413 amino acids. NCBI's taxonomy places the organism in Eukaryota, Metazoa, Chordata, Mammalia, Rodentia, Sciuridae.